CUACCCUCGGUUGGGUGCUAAGGUCAUGGCCAAGUACACCUGAUCAAAGGGCCUAUUCUUGAUUGGGAGUUCAGGCUAAGGCUGAGUAGACUGAACAGAGGGGCCUACACUCGUUUGGGGGCUCAGGCCAAGGUUGAGCACACCUGACCAAAGGGCCUGCCCUCGAUUGGGAGCUGAGGACAAAGUCGAGCAUAGAUGACCGAAAGGCCUUGCCUUUGGUUAGGGCUUAGGCUAAAGCCGAGAAAGCCAAAUUAAAGGGCCUAACCUUGGAUAGGGUCUUAGGCCUAGGCCAAGCUCACCUAACCAAAGUGCCUACCCUCAGUUGGGAGUUCAAGCCUAGACCGAGCACAACUGACCGAAGGGCCUACCCUCGGUUAGGAGCUCAGGCCAAGGUCGAGCAAACUUGACUGAUGGGCCUACCCUCGGUUUGGGGUCGCGCCAAAGCCGAGCACACCUGACCAAAGAGCCUAACUUCAGUAGGGGCUCAGGCAAAGGCUAAACACACCAGAUCGAAGGGCUUACACUCGUUUGGGGGCUCAGGUUGAGGUCGAGUACACCUGACCAAAGGGCUUAUCCUUAGUUGGGAGCUCAGGCUAAAGGCGAGCAUAGAUGACCGAAGGGCCUUGCCUCUGUUUAGGGCUUAGGCUAAAGCCAAACAAGCCAAACUGAAGGACCUAACCUCGGAUGGGGGCUUAGGCCUAGGCUGAGCAGACCUAACCAAAGUUCCUACCCUCAGUUUGGAGUUCAUGCCUAGGCAGAGCAAAAUUGACUAAGGGGCCUACCCUCAGUUUGGGUCAGGCCAAAUUCUAGAACACCUGAUCGAAGGGCCUACCUUCGGUAAGGGAUCAAGCUAAGGCCAAACAUACCAAACCGAAGGGACUACCCUCGGUUGGGAGCUCAGCCACGACUGAGUACACCUGAUUGAAGGGUGUACUCUAGGUUAGGAGAUCAGGCUAAGGCAAAGCACACCUGACCGAAGGGUCUACCCUCGGUUGGGAGCUCAAACCAAAUUCCAGCAUACGAUCGAAGGGCCUUACCUUUGUUGGGGGCUCAAGCUAAGGCUGUCAAACUUGACUGAAGGACCUACCCUCUGUUGGGAGCUUAGGCCAUGACCAAGUACAGUUGACUGAAGGGCCUACUCUCUAUUGGGAGCUCAGGCCAAAGCCGAAUAUACCUGACUGAGGGGCCUAUACUCGUUUGGGGGCUUAGGAUAAGGUCGAGCACACCUGACCAAAGGGCUUACCCUUGGUUGGGAAAUGGGAACUCAAGAGAAGGUCGAGUAUAGAUGACCCAAGGGCCUUACCUCUAUUUGGGGCUCAAGCUAAAGCCGUGCAAGCCAAACCAAAGGACCUAACCUCGGACGGGGGCUUAGGCCUAGGCCAAGCACGCCUGACCAAAGUGCUUACCUUCAGUGGGGAGUUCAAGCUUAAGCCGAGCACAACUGACCGAAGGGCCUACCCUCGGUUGAGAGCUCUAGCCAAAAACCACAGACCGAAGGUAGGCCUAGAGAAGGGCCUACCUUAGGUUGGGAGCUCAACCAUGGCUGAGUACACCUGACCGAAGGGCGUAUUCUCUGUUAGGAGCUCAGGCCAAAGCUGAGCACACCUGACCGAAGGGUCUACCCCGGUUUGGAGCUUAAACCAGAGUCGAGGAUACGUGAUAGAAGGGCCUUCCCUCGGUUGCGGGCUUAAGCCAAAGCUGAGCAAACCUGAUUGAAGGGCCUACCCUCGAUUGGGGGCUCAGGCCAAAGCCGAGAACACCUAACGGAAGGACUUACUCUCGAUUGGGAGCUUCGGUCAUAAUCUAGUGCACUUGAUCGAAGGGCCUACUCUCAGUUGGGAGCUUAACUUAAGGUUGAGCACACUUGAUCGAAGGGCAUACCCUCAGUUGGGGGCUCUGGCCAAGGCCAAGUACACCUGACCGAAGGGCCUAGUUUUUAUUGGGAGUUCAGGUUAAGGCUGAGUGGACCUGACCGGGGGGCUUGCACUCGUUUGGGGGCUCAAGCCAAGGUCGAGCAGACCUAACCGAAGGGCCUACCCUCGGUUGGGAGCUUAGCCACAGCUGAGUACACUUGAUGGAAGGGCGUACUCUCGGUUAGGAGCUCAGGCCAAGGCCGAGCACAUCUGACCGAAGGGUCUACCUUCUGUUGGGAGCUCAGAUCAAAGUCGAGCAUACGUGAUCGAUGGGCUUUCCCUCGGUUAAGGGCUUAAGUAAAGGUUGAGCAAUCCUGACUGAAGGGCUUACCCUCGAUUAGGGAUUCUGGCCAAAUCGGAGCACACCUAACCGAGGGGCCUACCCUUGGUUGGGAGCGUAGGCCAUGACCGAGUACACCUGACUGAUGGCCCUACUCUCGGUUGGGAGCUUAGCCUGAGGCCACGCAGACCUUAUAGAAGGGCUUGCCCUCAUUUGGGAGCUCAGGGCAAGGCCAAGCAGACUUGAUCGAAGGGCCUUCCCUUGGUUGUGGACUCAAGCCAAGGCUGAGCAAACUUGAUUGAAGGGCCUACACUUGAUUAGGGGCUUUGGCCAAAGCCGAGCACACCAAACCGAAGGGCCUACCUUUGAUUGGGGGCGUAGGCCAUGGUUGAGUAUACCUGACUGAAGGGCCUACUCUCAGUUGGGAGCUCAGUCUAUGGCCGAACACACCUAAUCAAAGGGCCAACCCUCGUUUAGGAGCUCAGGGCAACGUCGGGUAGACCUGAUCGUAGGGCCUUCCCUCAGUUGGGGGCUCAAGCCAAGGCCGAGUAGACCUGACUGAAGCGCCUACCCUCGAUGGGGGGCUCAGGCCAAAGCUAAACACACUUUUACAAAUGCCUACCCUCGGGUGUGAGCUCAGGCCAAAGCUGAGCAUAUCUGACCGUAGGGCCUUCCCUCGAUUGGUGGCUCUAGCCAGAUCUGAGAAAAUCAGACUGAAGGGCCUACCUUCGGUUGGGGCUUAACCCAAUGCCGAGCACACCUGAUCGAAGUGUCUACCCUAAAUUGGGAGUCUAGGCCAAAGCCAAGCAUGCCUGACCGAAGGACCUACCCUAGGUUUGGAGCUCAGGCUAAAAUCAAGCAAAGCUGGUCGAAGGCCUACCCUCGAUUGGGGGCUUAGGCUAAAGUCGAGCAGACCUGAUAGAACGACUUACUCUCGGUUGGGAGUUCCGGCCAAUAGCAAAUACACCAUACCAAAGGGCUUACUCUCUAUUAGGUGGUCAAGUCAAAGCUGGGCAUAUCUGAUCUAAUAGCCUUCCCUUGGUUAGGAGAUCAGGCUAAGGCCGAGCAGAGCUUACCAGAUUGAAGGGCCUACCCUCGGUUUGAGGGCUUAGGCCAAAGCCAAUCACACCUUCCCGGUGGGCCUUCCCUCAGUUGAAACAUAGGCUAAGGCUGAGCAGACCUGACCAAAUUGCCUACAUUUAAUUGGAAGUUUAAGCCAAGCCCGAGCACACCUAACCGAAGGGCCUACCAUCGGUUAGGAGCUAUGGCCAUGGCCGUGCAAACCUGACCAAAGGGUUUACUCCCAGUUUAGGGUCAGACCAAAACCAAGCACACUUGACCGAAUGGCCUACUCUCGGUUAGGAGCUCAGGCCAUGACCGAGUACACCUAACCGAAGGGCCUACUCUCGAUUGAGAGCUUAGGCUAAAGCUGAAUAGACCUGAUCGAGGGGCCUACACUCGUUUGGGGGCUCAGGCCAAGGUCGAGCACACCUGACCAAAGAGCCUACCCUAAGUAGGGAGCUCAGGCCAAAGGCGAGCAUAGACGACCAAAGGGCCUUGCCUCUGUUUGGGGCUCAGGCCAAAGCCUAGCAAGCUAAACCAAAGGGCCUAACCUUGGAUGGGGCUUAGGCCUAGGCUGAGUAGACCUGACCAAAGUGUCUACCCUCAGUUGGGAGUUCAAGCCUAGGUCGAGCACAACUGACUGAAGGGCCUACCCUUGGUUUGGGGUCAGGCCAAAUUCAAGCACACCUGACCGAAGGGUCUACCUUCGGUAGGGGAUCAGGCCAAGGCCCAACACACCAACCGAAGGGACUACCCUCUAUUGGGAGCUCAGCCACAGCUGAGUACACCUGAUUGAAGGGUGUACUCUCGCUUAAGAGAUCAGGCCAAGGAAGAGCACAAUUGACCGAAGGGUCUACCCUCGGUUGGGUGCUCAAAUAAAAGUCGAGCAUAUAUGCUCGACGGGUCCUACCUUUGUUGGGGGCUCAAACCAAGGUUAUGCAAACCUGACUGAAGGGUUUACCCUCAAUUGGGGGCUCAAGCCAAAACCGAGCAUACAUAACCGAAAGGCCUACCCUCGGUUGGGAACUUAGGCUAUGGCCGAGUACACCUGACCAAAGGGCCUAGUCUCAGUUGGGAGCUUAUUGUAAGGCCAUGCACACCUGAUCGAAGGGCAUAUUAUCGGUUGGGGGCUCUGGCUAAUGCCAAACACACUACUCUGAAGGGCCUACCCUCUAUUGGGAUCUCAGGCCAUGGCCGAGUACUCUGACUGAUGGGACUACUCUUGGUUGGGAGCUCAGGCCAAGGCCGAGCACACCUGAUCGAAGGGCUUUCCUUUGGUUUAGGGCUCACAAUAAAGCUAAGCACACUUAAUCUUAGGGCCUACCCUCGGUUGAGAGCUUAGGCCAAAGCCGAGCAGACCUAAUUGAGGUGCCAACCUUCGGUUCAGUUGGGAGUUAAAGCCAAUGCCAAGCACACCAGAUGGAAGGUAUUAACCCUCGUAUAGGAGCUGAGGCCAAUGCUGAGAAGACUUAACCAAAGGGCCUACCCUAACCGUGGGGCUCAGGCCAUGGUCGAGCACACCUGACCAAAGGGCCUACCCUUGGUUGGAAACUCAAGCCAAGGCCGAGUAUAGUUGGCCGAAGGGAUCUCCCUUCUUUAACACUUAUACCUUGUUUCAUGGUGUUACUCUAGGAGGGAACCUCUAGGUGUGGGAAGGCGUCAGGGGACUUCUCAUUGUUUAAUCUUGACAAUAGUACUUAUCUAAAAGGUGCACCAAAAGAAAGGGGGGACAAAUAAGGAUACAAAGUGAAUGACAAUAUUCAUCUUUGAUUACUACCACUCAGCUUGUAACGCAAGUUUCGUUAAAUUCACUAUAUUGUUUUACAAGAACUAAUUUUUUGGUUUCAGAAAAUUUAUUGAUAGUUUUUUUUCCAAUUGUGCAGGAAAUUGGUUUGGACAACGACAAGGAAAAAGCUGUGCAACAUUAACUUGGUUAAAAAUGAGCCUUGCUUACAUCAAAGGAGAAAGAUAAAAGGAGAACCUGUUAAAAUACUAGUGCCAAGGAGAUAACCACUAGGUGUGGGAAGGCAUCAGGGGACUCCUCAUUGUCUAAUCAUGACAGUAGUACAUCUUAUCUAAAACGUAGUACGAAAGAGAAGGGGGGACUAAUGAGGAUACAAAGUGAAGGACAACAGUCACCUUUUUUUUAUUACUACCACUUAGUCUGUAACACAAGUUUAGUUAGAUUCACUAUAUUGUUUUACAAGAACUAGUUUUUUGCUUUCAAAAAGUUUAUUGAUAGUUUUUUUCCAAUUGUGCAGGAACUUGACUUGGGUAACAACAAAGUAGGAUUUACGUAACAGAUUUCCCUUCUAGAAACGAAGUUACAUGUAGUUUUGUAAUUAUUCGACCCCCUCCAAUAUAUAUAUAUAUAUAUAUGUCGUUUGGUUUUGUUUGUUUGCAGCUAAAAGCACCCCUGCUUGAAUAUAGAUGUAGAUGAGCCUUGCGUACAACAAAGAUUGUAUAAUUGCUGAUAAGUUAUGCCUAUAUCAUUUAUUUGUUUUCUAGUAUCAUUCACGGUGAUGCCUUUAGAAAUAAAUCCUUUUUUGCAGGUGAAAGCACUGCUGUGUGAUCUUGGAGCUCAAGCCAAGGCCGUGCAAACCUGACCGAAGGGUCUACUCUUAGUUUAGGGUCAGGCCAAGGCUGAGAACACAUGAUCGAAGGGCUUACCCUCGGUUGGGGGCUCUAGCCAAAGCCAAACACACUAUACUGAAGGGCCUACCCUCUGUUGGGAGCUCUGGCCACAAUCGAGUACACUUGACGGAAGGGUUUACUCUCGGUUGGGAGCUCAGGCCAAAGUUGAGCACACGUGAUUGAAGGGAUUUCCUUUGGUUAAGGGCUCAGAGUAAAGCUGAGCACACCUGACCUUAGGGCCUACCCUCGGUUGAGAGCUCAAACCAAAGCCGAGCACAGCUGACCGAAAGGCCUUCCCUUGGUUGGGAGUUAAAUCCAAGGCCAUGUAUGCCUCAUGGAUGAUAUUACCCUCAUUUGGGAGCUCAGGCCGAGCAGCCUGAUCAAAGGGCCUACCUUAGUUGGGUGCUUAGGCUAAUAUCGAGCUCCACUGACCAAAGAGCCGACCCUCGGUUGGGAGCUCAGGCAAAAGUUGAGCAUAGCUGACCGAAGGGUCUUGCCUCGAUGAGGGUUUUACCUCUGUUUGGGGCUCAGGCUAAAGCUAAGAAAGCCAAACCGAAAGGCCUAACCUCAGAUGGGGGCUUAGGCCUAAGCCAAGCACACUUGAACAAAGUGCCUACCCUCAAUUGGCAGUUUAUGCCUAGGCCGAGAACAACUGAUCGAAGGGCCUACCCUCGAUUAGGAGCUCAGGCCAAGGUCGACCAAACUUGACCAAAGGGCCUACCCUUGGUUUGGGGUCAGGCCAAAGCCGAGCACACCUGAUCGAAGGGCCGACCUUCGGUAGGGGCUCAAUCCAAGGCCAAACACACCAGACCGAAGGGACAACCUUCGGUUGGGAGCUCAGCCACAACUGAGUACACCUGACUGAAGGGUGUACUCUCGGUUAGGUGAUCAAGCCAAAGCAGAGCAUACCUAACCGAAGGGUCUACCCUUCGUCGGGAGCUCAAACCAAAGUCGAGCAUAUGUAAUCAAAGGGCCUUACCUUUGUUGGGGGCUCAAGCCAAGGCUGUGCAAACCUGACUGAAGGGCCUACCCUCGAUUGGGGGCUUAAGCUAAAGUUGAGCACACCUAACCGAAAGGCCUACCCUCGGUUGGGAGCUUAGGCCAUGGCCGAGUACACCUGACCAAAGGGCCUAUUCUUGGUUGGGAGCUCAGCCUAAGGCCAAGCACACCUGAUCGAAGGGCAUACCGUUAGUUGGGGGCUCUGACCAAGGCCAAACACACCACACCACACCGAAGGGGCUACCCUCGGUUGGGAGCGCAAGCCACCACCGAGUACUUUGACUGAAGGGACUACUCUCGGUUGGGAGCUUAGGCCAAGGCCGAGCACACCUGAUCGAAGGGCUUUCCUUUGGUUGAGGGCUCAGGAUAAAUCUAAGCACACAAGACCGAGGGGUUUACCCACGAUUAGGAGCUGAUGCCACGGCCAAGUAGACCUGACUAAGGGGCCUACACUUGGUUGGGUGCUCAUUAUGCGUUCAUCCCUAAGUAGAUUAGGUCCUCAAAACCAAUGGCACUUUACUAAUAAACGGUAACUGGAAAUGGUUGUUCUCGGUAUACCCGGAUCUCCGAAAGUGUUUUCCCGGAUCAAGGGCCCUUCGUCGAGCCUUUCCUUUAGUGGUUGGGGGAAGCAUGUUGAGGGUUUCAGUCCAGAAUUGGCAGUUGUGACUAUUGGAGGAGGAAAAGAACUUGAAGAAAAGCUUGUGGUUCGACCUACUAGUGAAACCAUUGUGAAUUACAAGUUUACUCAAUGGAUCCAUAGCUACCGCGAUCUUCCACUCAUGAUUAAUCAGUGGGCAAAUGUCACAAGAUGGGAAUUGAGGACAAAACCUUUCAUUAGGACCCUUGAAUUUUUGUGGCAAGAGGGUCAUACAGCGCAUGCAACCCUUGAAGUGGCAGAAGAAGAGGCAUUAAAAAUGGUCGAUGUCUAUAAAAACUUUGCUUAUGAGCAAGCAGCAAUACCUGUCAUUGCAGGUCGAAAAUCUAGGCUUGAGACAUUUGCUGGUGCUCUGAGGACAUAUACAAUUGAAGCCAUGAUGGGUGAUCGAAGAGCUCUACAGGCUGGAACUAGCCACAACCUUGGACAGAAUUUCUUCCGUGCCUUCGAAACACAGUUCACUGAUGAAAAUGGACAAAGGCAAUAUGUGUGGCAGACGUCAUGGGCUAUCAGCACCCGUUUUGUUGGUGGUAUUAUCAUGACUCAUGGAGAUGAUGCAGGUUUAAUGCUUCCUCCCAAAAUUGCACCAAUUCAAGUGGUAAUUGUACCAAUAUGGAAAAAGGUUGAGAAAACAGUUCUCAAUGCUGCAUAUUCUGUAGAGAAAGCAUUGAAAACAGCAGGGAUCAGAGUUGAAUUGGAUGCCUCAGAACAGAGAACCCCUGGAUGGAAAUUUAAUUUUUGGGAGAUGAAGGGUGUCCCUUUAAGGAUCGAGAUUGGACCUCGUGAUGUUUCAAGUGGGACACUAGUUAUAUCUAGGAGAGAUGUUCCUGGAAAGCAAGGGAAAGUUUUUGGAGUUUCGAUGGACCCUUCCAUUUUGGAAGCCUAUGUGAAGGAUAAGUUGGAUGACAUCCAGUCAUCACUUUUGGAAAAGGCUAUUUCAUUCCGAAAUAGUAAUAUUUUGGAUAUAGGUUCAUAUGAUGAGCUCAAGGAAGCAAUUUCCCAAGGAAAAUGGGCGAGAGGUCCUUGGUCAGGAAGUGAUGUGGAAGAGUUACGGGUGAAGGAAGAGACAGGUGCAACAAUUAGGUGUUUUCCUUUUGAGCAGCCCGAAGGGACAAAAACAUGCUUCAUGACUGGUACUCCAGCAGAGGAAGUUGCAAUAUUUGCGAAAUCAUAAUGAUUGUUGAGGCAUGAUUUCCUUUUUUGCAGUUCAUUCGUUCAUCUGGGAAGCAUUCACACAUUUUUGUCGACUUAUGUUGUCUCAAAUAUGUAGUUUAUUGGUCCAUAGGAAUAUAAAUUAAAGGAAUAAUCCUAUUUAAUCAUUGCUGGUGAAAAAUUUGUAAUUGUAAUUUUACUUUUUCAUUUUGCCCUUUAUUUUUUAUUAUUAUUUGACACACGUCUUUCAAGAUAAAGUAAUGUCUCGAAAAUGUGCAAGACAACCUGCUUUUGAGAAUGACAUAAUGGUAUGUAACUUUUAAAUUAUUCUGAAAA
Macadamia integrifolia is the source of this 9031-nucleotide messenger RNA. Its product is annotated as proline--tRNA ligase, chloroplastic/mitochondrial-like. The record is from RefSeq and is a predicted model, not a curated record. Gene Ontology annotation, biological process: prolyl-tRNA aminoacylation. Gene Ontology annotation, molecular function: ATP binding; proline-tRNA ligase activity. Lineage: Eukaryota; Viridiplantae; Streptophyta; Magnoliopsida; Proteales; Proteaceae. Gene Ontology annotation, cellular component: mitochondrion; cytoplasm; chloroplast stroma.